Messenger RNA from Colletotrichum godetiae, 1600 nucleotides. RefSeq names its product 3-hydroxyacyl-CoA dehydrogenase. The transcript has a single exon. NCBI's taxonomy places the organism in Eukaryota, Fungi, Ascomycota, Sordariomycetes, Glomerellales, Glomerellaceae. Bases 132 to 1139 code for a protein of 335 amino acids. Gene Ontology annotation, molecular function: L-gulonate 3-dehydrogenase activity; NAD+ binding. Gene Ontology annotation, biological process: fatty acid metabolic process. The record is from RefSeq and is a predicted model, not a curated record.
GGCUCCCCCAACUUGACGAACCUCUCUCAUGACGGCUUUCUAUCACGGCAAUCCUUGGGCUUCGCCAAGUAGUAAUUCAGAUCAUUACAUAGGCGGCACUCGAUUGAACUCUUUAACAUUCUCGCAUCGCGAUGAUGCCAUCUGAGGUGAACGAACGCGUCGCCCUCAUCGGACUGGGGGCCAUUGGCAUCUCCUUCGCCGCUCUCUACCUAAGACAUACACAGAGCACCGUCAGAGUCUUUGACACGAGGCCCGACCUCGAACAACACCUUUCAACGGUCUUACCAGGUUACAUCGACUCCGAAGAUGCGUCGCUGGGUAUAUCCCGCCUGCGCGAACUCGGUCGCCUCGUGAUCUGCACCACGCUCAAAGAGGCGUGCAGUGGCGCCACCAUCGUCCAAGAGCAGGGCCCCGAGAAUCCAGACUUCAAGCAGUCCAUCUGGCCAAAGAUUGAAAGCUUCGCGCCUGCCGGUGCACACUUUUGGAGCUCGACGUCCGGCAUCGCUGCGUCAGCUCAGAGCCGGGACAUGGUGGAUAAGACUCGUCUUCUGGUGGUUCACCCUUUCAACCCGCCGCACAUCAUGCCUUUGAUCGAGAUUGUUCCGUCACCGACUACAAACCAGAGCGAGGUCGAGUUUGUCAAAACGUUCUUUGCGGAGCUGGGGUCUGGUCACCGACCUGUGAUCAUCAAAAAAGAGGUCCCCGGUUUCGUAGGGAACCGGUUGGCGUUUUCGCUGCUCAGAGAGGCUUGUUCACUGGUUGACCAGGGCGUCGUCAGCACGGAAGACGUAGACACCAUAAUGGAAGCGAGCUUAGGGCCUAGAUGGGCCGUUCAAGGCAUCUUCAAGUCGUAUAACAUGGGUGGUGGGGUAGCUGGGAUUCAGGCUUUCUUAAAUAAUCUUUCUGGGACUAUUCAAGAGGUCUGGGAUAGUUCAGAACCGGUGAACUUCCAGGCAAAGGAAGCAAAUGAGUCAGGGAGCAUGGGCAAGGACGACAGGCCGGCAUGGGAUGCGAAAGUUGUGCAACAAACGGUAGAUGCGUACGGCCUGCCCGAUCCGGAACAGUUCCAGCAGCGAGAUGGAGCGUUAAGAAAGGUGUUGGACGUUCAGAGACAGCGAGAGGUGGGAAUUAAGAAGUAGGGCGGUUCUACAUAUACUGUAUGUAUGAGGGAGGGGAUUCUAGGAAGAGUCUCGACGUUUGUGUUCCUUUCUCCGCAAUCAAGUAUAGAGGGCGACUAAGAGGCUUACUACUUGUCUUGAUUUGACUGACGCGAAUAUCGUAUCUCAGGCUAGGAGAUCAAUGUAAGGCUGUUCAAUGCGGAUUGAUCUAGUAUUCGCUACGCGCUUUCCCAGAGGGUACCCACCGUCGCCAGCAAUGAGUCGCUGAGGGUUGCCUCGAGACAUGGGCCGCAUGAUUGACAAGGAGGUACCAAACACGCGGAACAACUGAACAUGAGGACGAUCUGGGGGGCAAUAGACCCAGAAUCCGGGAUAGUGGUAAUGGCCCAAAGAAAUCAACGUGUAAAUCAGGUCAAUUGACAUCUGUACGCUGGGCCCGGAUGACUUCGCUGCAAGCAUUUCAGGUUCUUCAGACAAAAGCU